AUGUCUGCCGAAUCGCUGGUUGCGCAAUCCGCCGCGGAUUCCUCAGGACUCUUGCAAACCCUUCAAGGUCACGUCGAAGAUAUCCGCGCGCUACUACAGUGUGGCAUAUGUGUGCGUCCGCUUUACGAACCCUAUACCUUGGCCUGUGGACAUACCUUUUGCUAUGGGUGUCUCACGUCAUGGUUCGCCAGCGGAAGGUCUCACAAAACAUGUCCUGAUUGCAGGGCACAGGUGAAGACUCAACCUGCUCCAGCUUAUUUGGUGCGGACGCUCGUUCAAAUUUUCACCGGCCGCGCCGAACUUUUAGAUAAAGACGAAACCACAGCAGAGCAUGGCAAGAACCAGCGCGAAGAAGCCGAAAAGCUAGAGGCCGACAAGUCGAACGAAAACCCGCGGAAUGGCGGUCUUUUCCAGGGAUUUUUUAAGCCGAAGCCGCAACCACAAGGGCCUAUAAUCGAUGCCGAAGAUGGAGUCGCCCGUUGUCCGAACUGCGCAUGGGAAUUAGAAGAAGACUCUUGUUCGAACUGUGGAUAUCACGUGGAUGAUGACGAUAGCGACGGGUCGGGCUUCAGUGAUGACUUUUCCGAUUUGUCGGAUGACAUUGAUGAUGAUGAUGAUGAUGAUGAUGAUAUGGAUGAGGAUAUCGACGACCACCGCCCUGAUAACCACAACCACAACCACAACUACAACCAAUCUGCUGCCACCUGGCGCGACCCUUUCACGGGUAACUGGACCUAUGCUCGACCCGAUUUUGAUCAUAUGAGAUUCGCCGAGCAGUAUUUCGUUCCAGCCCCGCAUGUUCAUUUCCACACGCCUCAUCACCAUCACCAUCACUCAUACUGGGACUCUCUUACAUGGGGUCCUGCUCCGUCGAGCUCCAUCGGCUCUGUCGACCACACGAGCGAUGGGGACGGCCAGUCGGGCUCAGAGGAGGAAGAUGAAGACGAGGAGAUGGGCUCGUUCAUCGAUGACGAAGAAGUAGAAUCGGGCACUGAUCGUUCCACGGUCGUCGGCGAUCACAGCUAUACGAGUUUUGACUUUAAUAACCCUUCUAGCGAACUUUCUGCCCUACAUAACGCAGUCACCCAUUUUGAGAAUGUUAGUGCCUCGGGAGAGUCCUAUGGUGGCAGUGAACAUUAUGAGAUUGAAGAAUCCGACGAGGAAGGACAAGGAGGCGAUGGAGAAGAGGGAGAUGAAGACGAAGACGAAGACGAAGGGCCUAUUCGCCCGGCAUCGCGGCGGCGACCACCACCACCGCCACAGCCACAAUCCCAAUCCCAACCCCAACGACGACACCCAAACUCAGUAUCAAACCCAUACCUUACUGCAGCCCUUGCAAGUCUUCGCGAUGGAUCACACCGAAUAAACCACAGACGACGUCCUCACCCGUCCUCUGCGCAGAGGAGAACGGCCGCCGCAGCAGCAACGACAACAACAGCAGGGACAUCUGUCAACAAUGCGAUUAACUUGGAGGAUGACUCGGAGGAUGAAAUGCCGGUGCCUGCGAGCAGGCGAGCGCGGUUGAAUAGGAGUUAA
Molecule: messenger RNA, 1536 nt
Organism: Talaromyces rugulosus
Lineage: Eukaryota; Fungi; Ascomycota; Eurotiomycetes; Eurotiales; Trichocomaceae
Exons: 4
Coding region: 1-1536 (511 amino acids)
Biological process (GO): proteasome-mediated ubiquitin-dependent protein catabolic process
Cellular component (GO): nucleus
Molecular function (GO): ubiquitin protein ligase activity; metal ion binding
Source: RefSeq, a predicted model, not a curated record